AUGUUGUCUCCCGCCUCCACCAAGCAAUCAUCAGCCCUUUUCGUCUCUCUCAUCUUCCUCACCAUUAUUCUCACAACACUCGUGUACUUCCUACAAACAUCUUCGAUACCAUUUUUCACCCCCUCAAAACCAGACACCUCUUCACCUCCAUCAUCCCACCAGUCUGAACCCUCUGUACCUUACUCCCUAAACCCACAAUCGCCUUUCUCGAAACCGAUUGUUUUCUCCGAACAUUCUAAUUAUGAGAAUCUCUCGCAUGUAUACGAUGAGCUUUGGGAUGAGCUACUUCCGGAGAAUGGAGGAUUUUUGAAAGUAAUCAGUAGUGAUGUGGAUGGGGAGAAGAGAAUCGGGGAGGAGAAAGGUGCAGCGGGCGAAGAAGUGAAGAAAAAUAAACAUAAAUAUGGGAUUACUAUGUUUCAUUCCCUUCAUUGCCUGGGGAUUAUGAGGGGAGGUGUACAGGAGUUAUUUAGGGAAAUGGAGGAAUUGAAAAUGAAGGUUGGCGAGCUUGAAAUGGGGGAUAUGGGGAGGAGGGAGAAGGGAGGGACAGAGGAGGGAAGGACUGGAAAAAGGGCGGGAGAAGGACAUCAUUUUGGACACUUAGAACAUGGGGAUCCGUUGCAUUGGUUGCAUUGUUUUGAUUAUUUGAGACAGACUAUAUUGUGUACUGCAGAUGGGACACUUGAACCACCGAAAGCUGAUUCUAGGGGGAAAGAAAAUGUGGAUGGAAUGAUGGAGAGGCAGUGUAGGGAUCCAGAGGAGUUGUGGAGGUUAAGUGUUGAGUCUUUUGAGAAGGAUGAGUAG
Sclerotinia sclerotiorum 1980 UF-70 is the source of this 801-nucleotide messenger RNA. RefSeq lists its product with no specific name. Lineage: Eukaryota; Fungi; Ascomycota; Leotiomycetes; Helotiales; Sclerotiniaceae. Bases 1 to 801 code for a protein of 266 amino acids. The record is from RefSeq and is a predicted model, not a curated record. The transcript is spliced from 2 exons. Gene Ontology annotation, biological process: mycotoxin biosynthetic process.